Molecule: messenger RNA, 741 nt
Organism: Eimeria acervulina
Lineage: Eukaryota; Apicomplexa; Conoidasida; Eucoccidiorida; Eimeriidae
Exons: 3
Source: RefSeq, a predicted model, not a curated record
AUGCUCUCACCUCUUCCCCUUAAGGCCCCAGAGGCAGACGUUGCUGCUGCUGCUGCUGCUGCUGCUGCCUCUGCUGUACGUACAUCCAGUGAGGAACCCAACAUAACGCAUGCAGCAGCAGAAGAAAAUACAGAGGGCCCCCUCAAUCCCAGCAGCGAACAACAGACAGCAGCAGAAGGCGCAGCAGCACAUGCAGCAACGACUACAGCAGCAACUGCAGCGGCAGCAGCACCAAUAGCUGCACAAACAGCAACAGCUGAAGACAAGGUCACGAAUGACGUGGAGCCCGGAAAUGAGACUAAGGAGCCGUCAGCGCCCAACAGCGUGGAGCCCCGUCGGCAGCAUCGGCCCUCAUUGAAGCACAACAGCAACAACAACAGCAGCAGCAGCCGCAGCAGCAGCAGCACUCACCCCCAUCGUUCUGUUACCUUUCGAGAUAAAGUUUUUAUAGCGGAGGUCCCCGUAGAAAAAAUUCCUCAUGCGCCAAUCCCUUUGACAGACCCUUUAACAACCCCACCCCCAUCAACACACUAUCAGCAGCAGCAGCAGCAGCAGCAGCAGCGACAGCAGCAGCAACAGCAACUGCGCCAGCAGGGGAUCCCUGCGGGAGAUUUGAGAGGGCCGUUAAAGGGCGCAGGCGAGCAGCAGCAAGCUGCUGCAGUGUGGGGCCCUCAGCAGCAGGGGCCCCCAGGGGGGGCCCUGGUGCUGCCGAGGAGCCCCUGGGCCCCUGCUACAAGGGCU